This is a messenger RNA of Rosa rugosa (rugosa rose), 3758 nucleotides long. RefSeq lists its product as uncharacterized. The record is from RefSeq and is a predicted model, not a curated record. The transcript has 2 exons. Gene Ontology annotation, molecular function: ADP binding; ATP hydrolysis activity. Gene Ontology annotation, biological process: recombinational repair. The coding region runs from base 724 to 3636 and encodes 970 amino acids. Lineage: Eukaryota; Viridiplantae; Streptophyta; Magnoliopsida; Rosales; Rosaceae.
GAUUAAUCUGUCCAGCACAUAAAACAAAAAGAAAUUGGCAAACCCCAGAACAAAUUAUUAGAUUAUUAGGGCAGUAUUAAUAUAGUAAUCCUAUGCAUUUAACCCUCAUCUUCUGCAACUUCUUUUUAAGCACCAUUUUUUUAAUGUUUCAAAAACCAUACAGAUCCAACCCAUACAUUCAUACAUUAGAUUCCUCCUCCAUCUCUAUACAGCUUGUUCAUUACACAGAAAGAGAAACACAAGGAGAUGGGCUUCUGAGGUUUUUUUUUGUUGCAGCAAAGUAGGACCUCCCUUUUUGAUCUUAGCCUCUUCUCUAAGCCUUCACAGGCAUAUUAAUGCAUGAAAGAAGAAGAAGAAGGGAAAAAGAAAAGAAAAAAAACCAUCAUUGAUUUCACACUCCUGGUCAAAUGUGCAGGAUAAAAACAAGUUCUGGCUCUGACCCAAAAGAGAGGGACAGAGGCCCACAAUGAUGGACAUCAAUGGCUGCAGAUUUCUACUGUUUUGAGUUUACUGUUGCAUUCAUCUUCUGCCAGAAUCUCUGAGUCACCCCCUAAUUGCAUCUUUCAAGCUUAAAAAGAAAAGCCCAGAAGCCAAGAAAGGCUUACCUAUUCUGAUUCUUUGAUUCUCACAAUGUUCAGACAACACAUUACAGAGAAACACAAGCAGAGUUUAAAGUACUGAAAGUGACACAAAGAUAGAUCUAAAGCUUCAAGUCCUACCACCAUGAAUGAAGAACAAGCAUCAAAAUCUCCUCCUCAACUAGACGCCAUGGUCUCCAAUGGCCUCACCAUCAAAAUCUCCUCAAACACUUCCACCACCAAAACAACAACAGGUAAAGACAGUUCCUUGCCUUCUCCAAAUAUUCAAUCCUCACCUAUUUACUCUCCUUCUCUAGUCUCUCCACCUUCCUCAGCAUUUGUCUCAGCUCUUCAGUCCCCAUAUAUUUCCCCAAGAGUCUUAAGCCCAAAACCCCAAGAUAGCCCAACUCACCAACAACCCUCACCACCCAUCUCCUACACUCACUCAGAUGACAUCCCAAGCAGUUCAUACACACCCCCAUCAGACCAGUAUGAGUACUCAGAUAAUGACCCAAUGAAGCUCAAGUUUGAUUCUUCAGCCCCUCCCAGAAUUUCGUUUUCCUUUCCGGUCCCAAGAAUUUCCUUUGCCAAAGGAGGGUCUGUUUCCCCUGCUCGAAACUCCAACGCCAAGCUGAGAAGCUGUGACGUCUACAUUGGGUUCCAUGGCCAAAACCCGAACCUGGUUCGCUUCUGCAAAUGGCUUAAAUCAGAGCUUGAGCUUCAGGGCAUUGCUUGUUUUGUUGCUGACAGGGCUAAAUACUCGGACACUCAGAGCCAGGAGAUUGCUGACAGAGUUAUCUGCUCUGUCACUUAUGGAGUUGUGGUUGUUACCAGCUCAAGUUUUCUUAACCAUUUGAGCCUGGAGGAGGUGAGGUUCUUUGCCCAGAAGAAGAACCUGUUUCCUGUGUUUUUCGACACUGGGCCGGGUGAGAUUAUGGGUCUGCUCAAUUACAAUUCGAUUGAUAAGGAGCGUAAGGAGGCCAUUGAUGGGUUGAUGAAGUGUAGUGAGUUCAAGCUGGAGGCCAAUGAGGGUAACUGGAGAACCAUUGUGUCGAAAGCCGCCGGGGUUUUGAGGGCAAAGCUUGGGAGGAAGAGUGUGUCUCUGACUGAGCUUGAGGCUGUUGAUGAGCUGCCUUUUCCGAGGAACAGGUUUUUCGUGGGGAGAGAGAAGGAGAUGAUGGAAAUCGAGACUGCUUUGUUUGGUUCUUGUGGGGAUUACUUGGAGCAAGAAUGCUCUGUGGUUAAAGGAGAAGCUAGUGGACAAUCAGAAGGUUUGGCUGAUGAGGAAAGUGAAGUGGUUACGACUAGAGGGAGGUACAUUAAUUUGGAGAUGGGGAAAUGUAAAGAGCCUAAUUUGGAGGCUUGGAUUGAGCCAGUUGUGGGGCGAAAUUCGUUCAAGAGAUCAAAGCACAAGAAGUCGAAAAGUGGGAAUUGUAAGAGCUUGGGGAGCAGUGUGAUCUGCAUAAAUGGGGUUCCUGGCAUUGGGAAGACUGAGCUUGCUUUGGAGUUUGCUUACAGGUAUUCGCAACGGUACAGGAUGGUGUUGUGGAUUGGGGGUGAGGCUAGGUAUUUUAGGCAGAACAUAUUAAAUCUGUCUCAAAAUUUGGGAUUGGAUGUGAGUGCUGAUCCGGAGAAGGAUCGGGGGAGAAUCCGAAACUUUGAGGAGCAAGAGUUUGAGGCAUUCAAGAGGGUGAAGAGGGAGCUGUUUAGGGACAUGCCUUAUUUGAUUGUGAUCGAUAAUCUUGAGACUGAGAGGGAGUGGUGGGAAGGGAAGGAUCUACAUGACUUGAUCCCAAGGAAUACAGGAGGCUCUCAUGUGAUCAUCACUAGUAGAUUGUCCAAGGUAAUGAAUUUCGACGCAAUGCAGCUCCCGCCAUUACCGGUAUCAGAUGCAAUGGUUUUGAUUAGAGGGAGGAAAAAGAAAGAGUACCCAUCUGAGGAGUUGGAGCUUUUAAUGAAGUUUGAUGAGAAAUUAGGGAGGCUGAGCUUUGGUUUGUGGCUGGUUGGGUCACUGCUUUCGGAACUAGCUAUCGCACCUUCUGCUCUAUUUGAAGCUAUCAACCAAGUCCAACUUGAUGAAGGAUCACCUUGUCCUUUCUUAAGCAUCACCGAAGAGCAGUACUGCAAAAACAAUCCUUUCCUGAUGAAAGUCUUGUCCUUUUGCUUCGCCGUGUUGCAAGAAUCGAGAGGGAAAACAAACCUUCUUGCCUCGAGAAUGCUUCUAGUUGGUGCUUGGUUUGCCCCAACGCCUAUUUCCUUGACUCUUCUUACCACUGCAGCUAAGAAUAUGCCCGCCACUAAAAGCCGGCUUAGGAAGUGGAGUAAUUGCAUGAGUGUCACAUUUGGUUGCUUCACACCGCAAACAUGGAAGAAUACUGAAGAAGACUCGGCCCUUCUUCUUGUUAAGCUAGGACUGGCACGAACAGCCAAGAAGCCAUUCGGAAACUGGAUUCAGUUUCAUCCCAUAACUCAGUUGUAUACAAAGCGAAAAGAAGGUUUAGUAGCAGCCAAGGCAACAGUUCAGGGCAUAAGGAAAAUUGGCAAUCCAUUGGUGAACUUGGACCAUCUAUGGGCUACUGCAUUCCUUGUUUUUGGGUUCAAAUCUGAGCCUCCUCUUGUCCAACUCAAGGCAAUCGACAUGGUUCUGUACAUCAAGAAGACAGCCCUCCCACUCGCAAUUAGGGCCUUCACAACCUUCUCCAGAUGCAACUCAGCAUUAGAACUCUUAAAGGUCUGCACAAACGUACUCGAGGAAGUAGAGAAGUCUUUCGUCUCCCAAAUACAAGAUUGGUGCCACGGCUCGCUGUGCUGGAAGAACAAGCUGCAAAGUAACCAGAGGGUGGAUGAGUACGUGUGGCAAGACGUGACGUUGCUGAAGGCAACAUUGCUGGAGACGAGAGCGAAAUUGCUGUUACGGGGCGGGCAUUUCGACAGCGGGGAAGAGCUGUGCAGAACUUGCAUUAGUAUCAGAACAGUGAUGCUGGGUCAUAACCACACUCAAACCUUAGCAGCUCAAGAGACUUUGGCAAAGCUAGUGAGAAUGAGGAGCAAGAUAUAAUGAAAUAAUGGAAUCCUACUUUUGGCACAAGCAAUCUCCUUUGUUGUAAGGACCUCAGUUUUGUUACCACUGUAAUCAAUCUCCUAGUUAGUUGUAAUGCUUCUUCUCUGGUUUUUGCAAUU